AUGGCGCCGAUUUUGGACGUCAUCAUGGCCACGCUGGAGCCGUUGAAGCAUCUUCAGUGGGCCGCCAUUGGGUUUCCGAAGGACUUCGAUGGCCACUACACUGGCAGCCUCAGCGAGUGGCGCUUCAUGGAGGAGACGGUGCGCGAGCGUUUUCACCAGUGCAGGCAGAACGGCCGCCUGUACUACGAGCUUGCAAGCGUGCUUCCCGGACCCGCCGGCCCCCGGUCCGUGGCCACAACUGUCUGCCUUUCCAGGAGGCUGCUCCUUGCGCGGGCAGAAGCCGCCUUGCUCCUGGGGCUCAUGCUGGCGCAGAAUGCACCUGAGGCGGAAGCGGACUUGGCCGCCUCGCUCACACCGGCCAUGCUGAGCAAUGGCAGCGGGCUGGUGCUCACGAGGCUGACCACCUUCAAAGCCCUCCGGUUGGAUUGGCUGGUGCUGGGGGCGGCAAAGUGUGGCACCACCUCACUGCAGUACAAUCUGGGCCUGCACCCGCAGCUGCGGCUGAAAUCCACGCACAACGCCACCUUUUCGCACGCCUUCCUCUACUCGUCCUCCCGCUUCCUGCCCGCCUUGCACCUGGAGCGAGAGUUUGCCAGCCAAAGGCCUUGCGAGCUGCGUGGACAUCCCGACCGGCGGAAGCGCCACCUGGGUGUGCCCACCGUAAAACCCGAGUUGGUGGGCUGCUCUUUGGUUGCAGACCUCACUCCCGUCUACCAGGACGGCACCGGGGAUCUGAGCAAUCUCUCCGAUUCCCAGGUGCCAAGCCGCUUCCUCUUCCCGUUCCUGUUGUCGGCCCUGCUCCGCGACAAGCCGCAACUCAAGCUCCUUUAUGCUGUCAGGGAUCCUAUCGAGUGCUUUUUGUCUGUGAGCUCCUGGCGGCAGGCCGCUACUCCCUGGUGCUUCGAGGAGGACCUGCGGAACCUGAAUGCAUCGAGCCAGUGCUGGCAGAACGUGGGCCACUGCCGCCUGAGCCAGGCCCUGGAUCUCGCCUGCUCCCUGGCGCCCAAGGGCUGCACCAGGCAGAACUUGGGUUUGCUGCUGGUCUCGCAGACGGCGGAGCCUGAGGCCCUAGCUGCCGCAGCCAGCUUCUUGGGGGUGGAGCCUUCUUUCUUCACCUCUUUAGACCACAUGGAGCUGCGACGGAUGAACCGGGCCGAGGGCGGGCGCCACGAGAAGCAGGCUCUUUGCAGGCCGCAGCUCGCGGCCCUGCGUGGAAUGCUGCGGGGGAUCUUCCGCGCAGAGUAUGGGGCACUGGCGGCGCGCCUCACUACUUUUGAGCUGGUGCCGGGCUCUGCCCAGGAACUCUUGGAGAUGGAAGACUGGGCAUGUCUAGGUGAUGGCUGA
This is a messenger RNA of Symbiodinium natans, 1344 nucleotides long. The record is from the annotation of a GenBank genome assembly. Lineage: Eukaryota; Dinophyceae; Suessiales; Symbiodiniaceae.